This is a messenger RNA of Mytilinidion resinicola, 963 nucleotides long. RefSeq lists its product as uncharacterized. Gene Ontology annotation, molecular function: protein binding. The transcript has a single exon. The record is from RefSeq and is a predicted model, not a curated record. Lineage: Eukaryota; Fungi; Ascomycota; Dothideomycetes; Mytilinidiales; Mytilinidiaceae. The coding region runs from base 170 to 904 and encodes 244 amino acids.
CUCGGGAGGCACCCGGAACUGCAACUCCAGGAUGCUUUCCCUGGCCUUACAAUCACUAUGGGGCUGUCUGCUCGACGAUGAAAAUCUCCCCACCCUCGAGCCCGAAGCUAGCUCCUCCGAGAUCCCUGGCAACGCAUUGCUAUGUCAAAUUUAGGAUCUUGUAUUCCGUAUGAUUCAAUCCAGGGAAAGUAGAAACUUCGCGUUACAAGGUAUCAAUCUGGAUGUAUCACGGGAUGCGUUCAACUAUAUGAGACAUACUGUGGCUCUCACACGCCGUCUUCUUGGCGAGGGGUCACUCACCGAAAGACCCAUCGUUGACUUGAGAGAAUAUCUCAUGAAAGCAUGUCGCAGCGGAACACCAGAAGUUGUCAAGCUCCUUCUUGCCUAUGGCGCCGAACCUCUUCCCCUUGAUCUGAACUACGCGAUUCGUUCAGGACAACUCGGAAUCACAAGCCUCCUUUUGAGCCACGAUGUCCAGCUAGCCCGUCCUUUGGUAACGUACGGUGGCUACCAAUCCACCCGUAAUGCGGUCGGAAAAGAGCGCUUUCAACGAGAAGUCACCAACUCUUCUCCUAUCAUUCGAGCCAUGUUACUUGAACACACCGCUAUGUUCCGCCUACUUCGUGGACAUGGGGUUCGCGUCAACCACCCCGAAGUCGGUGGUCUUGCGCUGAAGUGGGCAUCCGAACAAGGCUUAGAGUCGAUGGUUGAACUGCUCUUAGAGGAAGGAGUUCCACUGCAUGGGCAGUCGUGUGGGCUCUGCCCACGAGAAUAUAGUGAGGCCACUGGGGAGUUUGAGUUUAGACACGAGGGCGUACGGCGCACUUUUGCAAAGGCGGCUGGUGUUCCAAUAGAUGAGCUACCUAACCCCGAGAUCUGUCCGCAUUGUGAACCUUUCAUAUAGUUUCGCAGCGGGUCUGAGGAAUGCGGCUAAUAUAGGGUGCGCAGAGCUUUACAUUCACU